Molecule: messenger RNA, 1227 nt
Organism: Sycon ciliatum
Lineage: Eukaryota; Metazoa; Porifera; Calcarea; Leucosolenida; Sycettidae
Product: collagen alpha-1(XI) chain-like
Exons: 1
Cellular component (GO): extracellular matrix
Source: RefSeq, a predicted model, not a curated record
CUCUCUCUCUCUCUCUCUCUCUCUUGCUAACAUAUCAUCGCUUCAUUAGAUUACCACUAGCACACAUGAGUAUCAUAAUGAUUUAUUUGAGAAAGAAAAUAUUUCCUAUCAUAAUUAGAACAGUGUGUGUGUGUGUGUGUGUGUGUGUGUGUGUGUGUGUGUGUGUGUGUGUGUGUGUGUGUGAAGAUGGCGUACUGGGCUACGCAUUUCCAUAGGAGUGAUGGGGAGGAGACUUCCCUCAAGCACAUGCAAAGCAUGCGGAAUGAUAUUACCGAAAUACAAUCAGUUGUGGGGAACGAUGACACCGAAAACACCUUGGUUCAUGAUGUGGAGAAACUGAAAGAGGUGAAAGCCGAUGAGAGCAAAGUGGAAGAUGUGGAAAACAGAUCUACGCGCUACACAGAUCAAGCCAUAGCAGCUGAUGAGCUGCACGUGAAAACAGAUGGAUCCGUGUCCAUGGAUGCUAACCUCAACAUGAACGAGCAUUCCAUCUGUAAUUUGGCGUACGAUGAUAGUUCUUUGACAUGUGCUGUCCCUGCCGGUUGGGUCAAGAAUGAAAUCCAACAAGCAUCAUCGAGAUUGCAAACUGGUAUGGACACUGUGCGCAAGAUGAAAGGACCUCGUGGUGAUCGGGGAUUGGGAUGGCUUAGCGGAGGUGGCAUGCCACUGAACUCUGUAGGGAGAAAUGGUGACUUCUAUCUCGAUGCAACCACGCUCAUCGUGUACAAAAAAUUCAGCUCGAAAUGGAUGGCGUUUGGUCGGCUUCAUGGAUCAAGAGGUGAAGCUGGUCCACGUGGAGAACGUGGAUUGAUCGGUCCUGAAGGUGAGACUGGACCUAGAGGAGCUGAUGGGCAAGGUGGUGAACGCGGUCAAAAAGGUGAUCAAGGAAUACCUGGUCCAGAAGGUCCCAGAGGUGAAGUUGGACCACGUGGUGAACGUGGAUUGGUCGGGCCUGAAGGUGAGAUUGGACCUAGAGGAGAAGAUGGGCAAGACGGCCCACAAGGUGAACGUGGUGUGCAAGGUGAUCAAGGAACCACAGGUCCCAUGGGUCCCCAAGGAACCAUCGGUCCAACCGGUCCUCCAGGAAACAGAGGUCCCGUGGGUCUCCAAGGAAUCAUCGGCCCCAUAGGUCCUCAAGGAACCAGAGGCCCCAUGGGUCCGCAAUCAAAUCAGAACCUAUCCGAUCCGUUUCAUCUACUACCUCUCAUUCGGAGAAACGCCUACCUC